AUGUCGACCGAACAAGCAGAAACCUACGACCACGCCUCCCAACCCGUACACCACGGCCGCCUCCGCAUCAAUGGCAUCCGCAUGCACUACAUCACCGCCGGCUCAGGCCCUGCACUUGUCUUGCUGCACGGCACGCCCAAGAACAGUUUCUACUGGUACAGACUCUUUCCCCUACUGACGGAACACUUUACGUUGGUAGCCCCGGACUUGCGUGGGUUUGGGUACACCGACAAGCCGCCCGCUACCGAGGGUUACGAUUGCGGGGAGAAUGCGGACGAUGUGGCGGAGUUGAUGAGUCAACUGGGUCAUGAGCGGUUCUUCGUGCAUGGGGAAGAUAGGGGACAGGAGUAUGCCUAUGCGGUGGCAGCGAAGUAUCGAAACCGUGUGCUGAAGCUGUCGUUCUGCGAGAUGCUGCUCUCGGGCUUCGGGCUCGAAGAGUCGUCCUUCUGGACGCCCGACAAUGUGUCGGCGCAGUUCCGUCAGCAGGGCGUAUGGUGCUGGCAUUUGCCGUUCUUUUGGAUGCCGCAUGUGCCUGAAAUGCUGAUCCAAGGGCGUGAGCGAGAGUUCUGGGAGAUGUUCAUCAAGCAAGAAUGCUACAACCCUACCUCCAUCGAACCCAAGGCGCUGGACCACUGGAUCGAGUGUGUCAAACAACCGGGCGGACUCAGAGGGAUCUUGGAGACGUAUCGCUCGGCAUUCAAGAAUGCGGAGAUUAACAAAGAAUUGGCGAAGAAGAAGCUGACCAUCCCUGUCAUGACCAUUGGCGCCCCAGAAUUCUUCGGACCGAAGGUGAAGGAGUGUGCGUUGAUCUUCGCGCAGAAGGUAGAGCGCAGUGAGCUCUUUGAAGAAUGCGGUCAUAGUCUCGCGUUGGAGAAGGCAGGGAGAUUAGCGAAGUUUUUGAAGGAGUUUAUGCUGGAAUCUUAG
Molecule: messenger RNA, 924 nt
Organism: Baudoinia panamericana UAMH 10762
Lineage: Eukaryota; Fungi; Ascomycota; Dothideomycetes; Mycosphaerellales; Teratosphaeriaceae
Exons: 3
Coding region: 1-924 (307 amino acids)
Molecular function (GO): hydrolase activity
Source: RefSeq, a predicted model, not a curated record